Molecule: messenger RNA, 2024 nt
Organism: Diceros bicornis minor
Lineage: Eukaryota; Metazoa; Chordata; Mammalia; Perissodactyla; Rhinocerotidae
Gene: PAH
Product: phenylalanine hydroxylase
Exons: 13
Coding region: 100-1458 (452 amino acids)
Biological process (GO): L-phenylalanine catabolic process; L-tyrosine biosynthetic process
Molecular function (GO): phenylalanine 4-monooxygenase activity; iron ion binding
Source: RefSeq, a predicted model, not a curated record
CUCCCUAAUGCCAGGUUAAAAACCCCAGGCAAGUGCUGUUUGCAAACCUGCCUGCUGCGGACGCCCUAGAGCUAGAGACUUCACUCGCGGGAAGCCAGCAUGUCAGCUGUGGUCCCGGAGAACCGAGGCUUCGGCGGGCAAUUCUCCAAUUUUGGACAGGAAACAAGCUAUAUAGAAGACAACUCCAAUCAAAAUGGCGCCAUAUCCCUGAUCUUCUCACUCAAAGAGGAAGUUGGUGCACUGGCCAAAGUCUUGCGUUUAUUUGAGGAUAAUGCUAUAAACCUGACCCACAUUGAAUCCAGACCUUCACGUUUAAAGAAAGAUGAGUAUGAAUUUUUCACUUAUCUGGAUAAACGGAGCAUGCCUGUUCUGGCAAACAUCGUCAAGAUCUUGAGACACGACAUCGGUGCCACAGUGCAUGAGCUUUCCCGGGAUAAGGAGAAAGACACAGUGCCCUGGUUCCCGAGAACCAUCCAAGAGCUCGACAGAUUUGCCAAUCAGAUUCUCAGCUAUGGAGCCGAACUGGACGCAGACCACCCGGGUUUUAAAGAUCCUGUGUACCGAGAAAGGCGGAAGCACUUUGCUGACAUUGCCUACAACUAUCGACAUGGGCAGCCCAUCCCUCGAGUGGAAUACACGGAGGAAGAAAAGAAAACAUGGGGCACGGUGUUCAGGACCCUGAAGUCCUUGUAUAAAAGCCACGCUUGCUACGAGCACAAUCACAUUUUCCCACUUCUGGAAAAGUACUGUGGCUUCUGCGAAGAUAACAUUCCUCAGCUGGAAGAGGUUUCUCAAUUUCUGCAGACUUGCACUGGUUUCCGCCUUCGACCUGUGGCUGGCCUGCUUUCCUCUCGAGAUUUCUUGGGUGGCCUCGCCUUCCGAGUGUUCCACUGUACCCAGUACAUCAGACAUGGGUCCAAGCCCAUGUAUACACCUGAACCUGACAUCUGCCAUGAGCUGUUGGGACAUGUGCCCUUGUUUUCAGAUCGCAGCUUUGCCCAGUUUUCCCAGGAAAUUGGCCUCGCCUCUCUGGGUGCCCCUGAUGAGUACAUUGAGAAACUCGCUACGAUUUAUUGGUUUACUGUCGAGUUCGGGCUCUGCAAACAAGGGGACUCCAUAAAGGCAUAUGGUGCUGGGCUCCUGUCAUCCUUUGGUGAAUUGCAGUACUGCUUGUCUGACAAGCCAAAGCUCCUCCCCCUGGAUCUGGAGAAGACAGCUGUCCAGGAGUACACCAUCACGGAGUUCCAGCCCCUGUAUUACGUGGCUGAGAGUUUUAAUGAUGCCAAGGAGAAAGUGAGGAAUUUUGCUGCUACAAUCCCGCGGCCCUUCUCAGUUCGUUAUGACCCGUACACUCAAAGGAUUGAAGUCUUGGACAAUAUCCAGCAACUUAAGAUUUUGGCUGACUCCAUCAACAGUGAAGUUGGAAUCCUUUGCAGUGCCCUCCAGAAAAUAAAAUGAAGCCAUGGACAGAACAUGGUCUGAAAACUGAGAAUCUGUUGAUGGAAAUCUAAUUACUUCUUUCAUUUCAUCUGAAAAAGUCUGAAAAGCAAACCUUAACUUGAAAUGAUAGCCUUAAAUCCUUUUUGGAGCAAGAUGGAGAAUCAACAAAUAAAUCAAAAUACACUGAAAUGACAGCAUAUUAAUAUAUACCCAAAAGCAUAAUGGUGGAUCUUUUGGGGUCAUCUUUGAUUUAGAUAUAGUAAUCCCAUACUCUCAAUUGAGUUAAAAUCAAUAAUCUGUCAUAUUUCUUCAAAGUUAGUUAAAAUUUGUGACAUGCUUCAUUCAAGCUUCAUAUAGGCUUUUGUUAUUUGCCAUAGAGAAUUCCUAAAGGAGUAUAUAUCGCUCAAUGUAAAACACAAGCCUGUCAUUAGAAUUGAUUUUUGGGGUUUAAUAUAAAUCUUAACCUACAAAGGUAAUUUUCUAUUUCAGUGAACUAUGAUUCUAAUUACUGCUUUGUUAUUUUGCCUGUGUAGAUUUCCUUUAAUUCAGUAGUCCAUUAAAAUAGUAAUUUUACAUUAAAGUUC